AUGUCUUCCAACAGCUCUUCCAACAGCAUUCUUGGUCUUUCGGAGAAGGAGAUCAAACUCGCCCUCUGCGCUCUGAAGGUCCUGCUUAUCGAUGGAAAGGUUGAGAAGGGCCACCUUGCCAGACUGACCGGUCACAAGAACCCUGACUCGGCCCAUCGCGUCUGGUACAUCGUCAAGAACAAGCUCAUGGAGACCAACACCUCCCCGUCCGGAUCCGCGACCUCCGUCGUUGAUGUCGACACUCCGACCAAGGGACCCAAGAAGACUCCUGCCAAGAUGCGCACCCAGACGCCCAAGAAGCGGUCCAAGAAGCAGACUCAGGAUGACGACGAGGAUGACGCGGAAAUUGAUGAGAAGCCGGCCAAGCGCGUUAAGAAGGAGGGCCUCGAGGAUGCAGGCGUGGAGUUUAAGGACGAGGUUUAG
Messenger RNA from Diaporthe citri, 423 nucleotides. RefSeq lists its product as uncharacterized. The coding region runs from base 1 to 423 and encodes 140 amino acids. The record is from RefSeq and is a predicted model, not a curated record. The transcript has 2 exons. NCBI's taxonomy places the organism in Eukaryota, Fungi, Ascomycota, Sordariomycetes, Diaporthales, Diaporthaceae.